Molecule: messenger RNA, 2056 nt
Organism: Oncorhynchus mykiss (rainbow trout)
Lineage: Eukaryota; Metazoa; Chordata; Actinopteri; Salmoniformes; Salmonidae
Source: RefSeq, a predicted model, not a curated record
AGCUGUCUAUACAGUCACCAAGCUCCUUGUUAAAGCCCAGCAUUGGGCUCAGUGGGAUAAUCAAACAUCUGUGGAUUGAAUCAUCAUGAAGUACCUUUUGACCCCCCUCAUCAUGCUAAUCCGUUAGUGAUAUGUGAAAGGGGGCUGGACUUAUGACCUUACCUUUUAAAUCUCUGUGUAUCUCAGCAUAGAGGCUUCUCUCGUUCCAUCCCACACUAGAUUCAGGACUGUUUUUGUUCCCCACCACCACCAGUGACAACAUGGCAAAGACAAUGGUACUUGAGCUGAAGAAUGUGAAGCUGAGAGCUGGAGACCAGUUGAAAGUGGAGGGGAGGAUUCUGCCUGAGGCGAAGGGGUUUCAGAUAGAACUGGGCUGUGACGAAGAUCACCUGGCACUGCACUUCAACCCACGUUUUGAGGAUGACACGGACGGUGCUGUGCUUGUGUGCAACUCCAAGAUUGACGGCUGCUGGGGUCACGAGGAGAGAGAGAAACACAGUGACCUCCAAAGGGGUUCUACUGUCAAGAUUGUCCUGAAGCUGACCGGAGACGUGUUUGAAGUGGAGAUGCCUAAUGGACAUGAGAUCAAAUUCCUCAACCGUACCGUCCUGGACGUCAUUACCUACGUCCGUGUCAGAGGGGACUUAAAGCUCACCGCCUUUAAGAUCUACUAAAGAGACCCAUAAUAACCACCUUGUGUAGCCUGGCAACAACGGCACGGCCAGUUUGUCUUCCAAUUUCCGGUGCGUUCCGGCCCAAUGACACACAAGCAAGUGGGCGGGGCUACAUGUAGAGUUAGACCAAUGGGCAGUAAGACAGGAUCAAUGGCCUGCAUCAAAUAGUACAUGGAAAUAUGGGGUGACCAUGGUAUGUUUUGUUGUCACAAUAUUCUGACAAACAGUAAACACAAGGGACAACUGGGGACGAGGUUAGGAUACUGGGUUAGGAUACUGGGUUAGGAUACUGGGUUAGGAUACUGGGUUAGGAUACUGGGUUAGGAUACUGGGUUAGGAUACUGGUUAGGAUACUGUCAACUAAUUACAUUCCUUUACAAAUACAGACGUAUUACACACACACACAUCUUGGCCGGAUGAAAUAUCAGUCAAUGUUUUACUUGUUUUGGUGAGAAAGAAUUUAUUCUUAUACCGUAGUAGCCCAAAUGAUUACAUUAUUACUGACCUAAUCUCUCAUGUUCUGAUACUGUAGUAACCCAAAUGAUUACAUUAUUACUGACCUAAUCUCUCAUGUUCUGAUACUGUAGUAGCCCAAAUGAUUACAUUAUGACUGACCUAAUCUCUCAUGUUCUGAUACUGUAGUAACCCAAAUGAUUACAUUAUUACUGACCUAAUCUCUCAUGUUCUGAUACUGUAGUAACCCAAAUGAUUACAUUAUUACUGACCUAAUCUCUCAUGUUCUGAUACUGUAGUAGCCCAAAUGAUUACAUUAUGACUGACCUAAUCUCUCAUGUUCUGAUACUGUAGUAACCCAAAUGAUUACAUUAUUACUGACCUAAUCUCUCAUGUUCUGAUACUGUAGUAGCCCAAAUUAUUACAUUAUUACUGACCUAAUCGCUCAUGUUCUGAUACUGUAGUAGCCCAAAUGAUUACAUUAUGACUGACCUAAUCUCUCAUGUUCUGAUACUGUAGUAGCCCAAAUGAUUACAUUAUGACUGAUCUAAUCUCUGAUGUUCUGAUACUGUAGUAACCCAAAUGAUUACAUUAUGACUGAUCUAAUCUCUCAUGUUCUGAUACUGUAGUAGCCCAAAUGAUUACAUUAUGACUGAUCUAAUCUCUGAUGUUCUGAUACUGUAGUAGCCCAAAUGAUUACAUUAUGACUGAUCUAAUCUCUCAUGUUCUGAUACUGUAGUAGCCCAAAUGAUUACAUUAUUACUGACCAUGUCGACAGAUUGGGUCAACAACAGAAUAGCCGUUGACUCCAGAAGCAUGGCGUAAUUUUUACGAUGAUUUCCAAAUGUUAUUUUCUGUAUACAUUGAAUGAAGUAAAACAUCAUGGACGCAUGUCAUGUCAUCAAUAAAGUUCAGCAUCCUCAAGUAGA